Maniola jurtina (meadow brown) is the source of this 4152-nucleotide messenger RNA. RefSeq names its product baculoviral IAP repeat-containing protein 7-B (gene Diap2). NCBI's taxonomy places the organism in Eukaryota, Metazoa, Arthropoda, Insecta, Lepidoptera, Nymphalidae. Gene Ontology annotation, cellular component: nucleus; cytoplasm. Gene Ontology annotation, biological process: negative regulation of apoptotic process; regulation of cell cycle; positive regulation of protein ubiquitination. The transcript has 11 exons. Gene Ontology annotation, molecular function: ubiquitin protein ligase activity; cysteine-type endopeptidase inhibitor activity involved in apoptotic process. The record is from RefSeq and is a predicted model, not a curated record. Bases 213 to 1991 code for a protein of 592 amino acids.
GGUACCUCCCUCCCUACACAUAAUAUUCCUAAUAUUCGCGAUACCUAUUGAUUUGAUUCGUUUUGUUAAAUUAUUACAAAAAUAUUAAACUUAGAUUUUAAACCAAAACAAUUUUAUGGAAUUGAGCUGGUAUUAUAAUAAAUACCGAGCCUUAUUCGUGUUUGUAGUUAUUAGUGUUAAUAGUUAGUUCAUAGAGUUCGGAACAAACAAUAAUGAAUUUGGAGACCAAUAGAUUGAACACCUUUACAAACUGGCCUGCUUCAGCGCCUGUGGAUUCUAUAAGAUUAGCGAAAGCGGGUUUUUUCUACACAGGCCAGGGUACUGAGGUGGAGUGUUUUAGUUGUGGAGGUAAAAUAUCGGAGUGGAAUUACGGCGAUCAGGUUAUGUGGCGACAUAGAACAUUGGAUGCCACUUGUGCGUUCGUCAUGAACCCGACGCUUUCUGGUAAUGUUCCCCUAGUGUUAGGCCGUGAGUGUACCGUGCAAUCUGGACAGAGGGCCACAACUGAUGUGCAACAGGAGUCAGAUACUCAGGAUUAUGGUUUCAAUGAAGAGGAUGAUAUGUACAAGAGCGACGCCCUGCGGUUAUUGUCUUUCGUCAAUUGGGAUGAUAAUUCGGUCUCUCGCCAAGAGCUAGUAAGCGCAGGGUUUUAUCAUGCUGGUGGAGGAAGACUUCGCUGUGCAUGGUGUGGAGGGGAGCUUGCACCUUUCAGGAGCUUGGGAUCUCUCGGCCCCCCACUAGAAGUACAUAGAAUGUACUUCCCCCGCUGCGCGCACGCGGCUAACUUGGAAUUGGAGCGGAGAAAUAACGAGCUCUCCCCGCCCUCCUCAUCACCUUCUUACACGCCUCCAUUGCAAUCGCCCCCAAUUACAGUUAAUAAACCCCAAUCGUCGGGUGCGGAACACAACGCGCGGGUAGUGGAAGCGGGAGGGGAGUGGCGGUCUCUGGGAGUGGUGGGGGGAGGCGCGAGGCAUCCCUCCCGAGCCGCGCUCGCUGCGAGGCUGGCGACGUUCGAGCGCUGGCCGGCGGACCGCGCGCAAGCUCCUAGAACUUUAGCCGACGCUGGUUUCUUUUAUACGGGUAUAGAUGAUCAGGUGCGAUGUUUCUACUGCGACGGCGGCCUGGGCAAGUGGGAGGCGGGCGACGCGCCGUGGUCGGAGCACGCGCACUGGUUCCCGCACUGCGGCUACGUGCUGCUCGUCAAGGGGCAGGAGUUCGUGGACUCAUGCCGCAACCGCACCUCCGUGCAACGCACGUUCUCAGCUGACAGGGGUCUCAGUUCAAGAACCCGAAAUCCAGGUGUGAAUUUCCCAAUAACCGAGAGUCAGGUAGAGGAAUGUAUGGAGAGCAAUGCAGCACUAGCGGCGUUAGGCGCGGGCCUGGACGUUGCUCGAGUCCGUCGCGCCAUCGUCAGACGGUUGCGAGCUACAGGUCUCCCAUUCAGUUCGUCGGAAGCUCUCAUCGACGCAGUCCUGGAUGAGCAGCUGAACGAAGAGGCGUGGUCCGUGUCGCCGCACAGCCAGCGCCUCGCCAGGGACAUCCUAGCGGAGACGCUGCGAGACUUUGCCCCACGCUCUGGAUUAAUCCCCGCGUCAAACAUAGAAGAAGAGAGAUCUGAUAGCCAAACGUCACAAACGGACAGCCCAAUUCGAACGCCAACACCCAGCAGUGUACCACAAACUACACACAGGCCCAACCAACCACAAAACAGCGGCAGCCAACUCGCGACCGACCAGACCAACGACGUUACCGACAACAAUCCUGAACCAGAUGGCGGUCCUGUCAUAAACAAGAAUAAUAUUACCUUAGAAGAGGAAAACAGGCAGCUGAAAGAAGCAAGAUUAUGCAAAGUGUGCAUGGAUAACGAAGUGAGCGUGGUUUUCCUGCCGUGCGGUCACCUGGUAUCGUGCGCGGGGUGCGGCGCGGCGCUGGGUGCGUGUCCGCUGUGCCGCGCGCCCGUCAAAGCGCUCGUGCGCGCCUACCUCGCCUGACCGGCCGUCUCGCCGACACUGCAGAGUUGUAUGUUUGCAAUGCAAGCCUCGCGUGGAAUUGAUUCAAUGCCGCCCAACGCAGCGUAACACAAUGUCCAGCGAAGUGUACUAGUUAAUUCAUUAUCUUAGUAAAUACGCUAUAUCUAAUUAAGGGUCUGAUUUAUUGAAAGACGAUAAGUAUAUUAUGCAAUAUUUUUGUUCUAUUAAAUAAUACUUUAAACAAAAGUAAUGAGUGAUAUUUUGAAAAUCGUUAAUACACUCCUAACUGUUACAUCCCUAAUACAUAUUUUUAUUCGUUUUCGAUGUAGUGGCCAAUUACAAAUAUAUUUUAUUGUAAACUCUCGAAUUAUGGAAAAUCGUUGAAUUUUGCAACAUAAACUAGGAAUUAUCAAGACCUAAUUUUAAAAGUCCGAAUUGUUCUUAUAUGAUCGUUAUAUUUCGAACUUUUACCAGCAUCCACUUGGUAUAUUCCUCAGAGGCAAAAAUUUGUGGAGAGAGAAAAGUUUUUUAAUUUAUUUAUUCAUAUUAUGAACAAACAAAUACAUUUUAGUUUAUAUCUCGCCAAACUACACAGCGGUUUGUCAAACUGUUAGUGUCUUAGUUUUCACUACAAACAUCGUCAACAUUUAUCACAGGUAGAACACACUCCUUGAAAACUUUCGUCCUAAGCUUUGAGACAUUGACGAAUUUGAACUCUGACAUUAUAAUUUUGGAAAACACAAAACCCAUAGUUUUCGGGACGUGAAUAUCCGUACUAGGGGUGUAACUCGGGCACUAAACACUAAUCGCUUUGCUUCGUAGUUUCGCUUGGGCAAAUAGGAACUCGUCAUUUGUUUAAGAAUACAAUACAGCAUUUAAAAAAUAAGUAAUUUAAUAAUCCAAUAAGUAAAUAAAUCUUUCUGAUGUUUUUCUGUAAACUAAAUUUAGAGUAUCUCCAUCUUUUUCUUUUAAUUAAUAAACUUAAAAACUAAAAGUGCUACAACAGGCUGACGAUAAUUUCCAUAUAUAUUUAAGAUAUUCCAUAAAUUCCAUAUUCAAAACUUUUUAAAAUUUAUAAAAAUAUGAAAAAAUAUUUUUAUAGAUGUAAUUGAGUCUAAUAAUAAUUGAGAAGUAUUUAUUUUCUCUUUUAUUAAUUCACAUUUCACAUUGCUCACUUGCCUAAGAAACAUUUUUGCAACUUUAUUGCUGUACAAAAGUACAGUACCUACUAGUGAUUUUAUUAAAUUACUUAUUAUUAAAACCUAAUGUUUAGAAGUUUUGUCAAACAAACUAUAAGAAUAUUAGGUAUUAUCAAAUUAAAAAAAAAAUACGUUUUUGCGUAUCUUUGUUAGAUAGAGCUAUUGUCCAAACAAUAAUUAUGUAUUAUAUUCGUUUUAUAUAACAGCUCUGUUAAUACCUACUUACUUAAUAAUAAUAAAUAAUAAUUUAUUAGAUUAACGUUUAUUUAUUAAUAGGUAUUGUUGACUUAUAUUAAAAAAUAUUAAAAACAAUAAAUUUAUCUUUUAAAAAAUAUUAUGUUAGCUAUUUUUAAUCAAAUAAACGAAUUCGAUAAUUUUGUUAUAAGACGGCCUCCCUGGAGCAGUGGUAAGCACUGUGGUCUUGUUAUAGGAGGUCCCGGGUUCAAUUUCCGGCAGGGGUAUGGAAUUUUAUAAUUUCUAAAUUUCUGGUAUGGUCUGGCUCUGGUGGGAGGGUUCGGCCGUGGCUAGUUACCACCCUACAGGCAAAGCCAUACCGCCUAGCAAUUUAGCGUCCCGGUGCGAUGCCGUGUAAUCAAAGGGGUAUGGGUUUAAUGAAAACUGUCACCCCGUCCAGGUUAGCCCGCUUAGACUGCAUCAUCACUUACCACAAGGUGAGACUGCAGUCAGGGCUAACUUGGUUCUGAAUAAAAAAAAAGCAUGUUUAUAUUAAUUCUAUGUCGCCCAAAAUUAUAAUCUAUUUUAGUGUUUGUUUAUUUCACAAAAAUAAUUUGAAGAAACUACUGUUUUAAACUUUCUAGAUUAACUAGUGAAUAGUGACAGAUAAUAAUGCAAAAAAAUGAUAUAACACCAAAUACGAGAUAACUUGACGCAAAGUGCAAUACUAUCACUAUAAUAUCAUGAUACACUAUUUUAUCUGGCUUGUACUCGUAGGUAUCGGGAGUACCUAGGUAUUUGGAACUAUU